Messenger RNA from Histoplasma capsulatum G186AR, 3916 nucleotides. RefSeq lists its product as uncharacterized. NCBI's taxonomy places the organism in Eukaryota, Fungi, Ascomycota, Eurotiomycetes, Onygenales, Ajellomycetaceae. The coding region runs from base 287 to 3916 and encodes 1209 amino acids. Gene Ontology annotation, molecular function: ATP binding; ATP-dependent chromatin remodeler activity. The transcript is spliced from 3 exons. The record is from RefSeq and is a predicted model, not a curated record.
CGGUGAGUUCGCCCGCCAAUCCGGAGCCCGCAGCGGCAUCCUUGCUGUGGGCAAGCUCGACAACAAGUUCUCACCUCACAAGUGACAGAACAACACAUUCACCCUCCGUUGGGCGCAUCUAAAGGGGAAACGGAUAUAGCAUGUGGAGCGUUCCGGUUUCCUCUCAGCUCUUCCAACCCUCCCGUCGCAUUGGCUCCCGAAUUCCCCCUCUCGACACUCCUUUAGAAACCGCUGAUGAACCCAUCUUGCUGGAGUUCCUCUGUCGGAUAGCUCCUCCUGACUGGAAAUGAGCAUCUCUAACAUUGACCCGGCGUUGCCAACGAAUGGCUUGCAGCAGGAUGUUCCGCUUGUAGAACAGCUCCGUGCUGCGAUUGAAAACAUCUUACCUGAUGGGCAAGCCGUUCCAUCAUCAUCUUCAUCUGCUCAGUCGGAGUCCACGUCCCCUUCUGCACCCUCCGUGGCAUCAACAGUUGCAUCGUCCCCACCUUCACCCGAUCUGAUCCUUGAAAAGAAAAUAUUAUUAAGUGAAUUGAGCCAUUUUAUUCCCGUGGGGAUUCUGCAAAGAUGCGAUGGCCUGGCCAGUAGCCAGGAUCCAAAUGCUCUAGUCCGGAAAUCGACAUCUUCCUACCCAAAAGCCGAGCUCUCGCGGCUAGAACAAAACAAUUGGAUUCGAACGUCUAUCUGCCAAAACGACAAGUUUCCUGGGUGGAGCGCUGUCCGCAUCUACGCUCUUCCUGAUGACGUUGGGAGGAAACAUGUCCAGCGAUCAAACGGCACGUUAAGGGGGUUUCUUAAACUAGUGAUGUCAAAAUUGGACACAUCGACAGAGGCAUGGGAAGGCAACUUCGACCCCUAUGCACAGCCAGAUGUGGGAGCGGUGGAGGAUGAGUCCUUAUUCUACAUUUUUAAUACCCUUGACUCGCCCAGUCCUGAUAUUGAAAAGGUUUCUGAUCCCCACGCCAGGGCUGCGAUGGACGAGGUUCUUUGGAAAGUGCACGACUACGUCGGAGGACCUGAUGAAAAUAUAGGCGUUAUUGGUCUGAAAACUCCUCUGUAUGCCUACCAACGCCGUUCUGCAGCUUAUAUGAUUCAGAGAGAGUCGGAGCCUGCACAGACAUUGGAUCCUCGUCUACAAACCCUCCAUGGACCGACGGGAAAACUGUAUUAUUACGAUAAGGAAGAAGGUUAUAUUUUUCGUGAGAAACGACUGUACUCUGAGGCUUGUGGCGGCAUCUUGGCGGAAACUAUGGGCUACGGCAAAACCCUGAUAUGUUUGGCCGUUAUACUUGCAACUAGGGGUCAUUUCCCUCGUAUUCCACCCUCCCAUACGGAAGGUCUUCGUCGUGUCCGUAACAAGACAGGGUCAUUACUUGAAAUGGCUGCAGCAACUGCAGGCCGUUUCUCUCUCCCGUGGAAGUCGUAUUUUGAGAGAUUAAACGCUUCGGGGAUGUAUUUUGACAAUUGCAUAUCGGCGUGUGAAUCAAAUCGUGGAAGCUAUGAGAUAUCUAGGCCACCUCAGAGGUAUAGAAGCCGGGAAACGACACCCAAAGUGGCAGCUACUAAAUUGCAGCUAUGUUCCGGCACCCUUAUCAUCGUGCCGUCAAAUUUGGUUGACCACUGGUUAAGUGAAAUUGACAAGCAUACUCAGGGUCUGAAGGUACUUGUUCUCCGUGACAGUCGUUGUGCAACUCCCCAACCAGAGCAAUUGCUCGAAUAUGAUAUUCUAUUAUUUUCAAAGCCACGUUUCGAGUGGGAAGCUGGUGGGCGGCGUUCCUCGGGUUUGUCGAUGGAACCGACGGAAGAAUCUCCACUAAAAAAGCUACACUGGCUUCGCGUCAUAGUCGAUGAAGGCCAUAAUUUCGCCGCUAAAGGUGGGCGAAGUACGGCUGCUCAUACUCUUGGUCAACUUCACAUUGAGCGACGUUGGGUUGUCUCAGGUACCCCUUCGCGUGGACUAUAUGGCAUUGAAGUGGCGCUAGCCUCUCAGGAGACUGCCGAGGGAGGACCCGACAAGCAAGAAAGAGAUGCAUUCUCCAUUUUACAAGCUCGAAAAAAGUCUGCCAAUUUUUUGGAGGAAGAGCUAAAAAACAUUGAUAGACUCCGAUCCAUCGUUGUUGACUUCCUUGGCCUGAAGCCUUGGUCAAACUCAAGGGCAGACGACCCAGCCAGCUGGACCAAAUAUAUCAAACCCGUUGGCCUGGAUGGGAAUCGCAGAGCUUCGCCGUCUCUCCGAUCUACACUCCAAUCCCUGGUGGUACGGCAUCGAGCGGAGGAUGUAAAUAGAGAUCUAACCUUGCCUAAGCUGCACAACAAGGUGGCCUACUUGGAACCUUCAUUCUACGACAAAUUGUCUCUCAACCUUUACAUAUUCACUCUUACAGUCAAUGCUAUCACUUCUGAGCGGACGGGUGAAGAUUACAUGUUCCAUCCGAAGAAUCGCAAGCAUUUAAGUGUCCUCAUUAACAAUCUGCGACAUGCUGGUUUCUGGGCUGGGUUUGAAAAAAUGGAGGUACAGAAGUCAAUAGAUGUAGCUCAGGAAUAUCUCGAAAAAAAUUGCGACAAGAUUGACCCUGUUGACAAAAGGAGGCUGUGCGAGGCCAUUACCGUCGCCCAAAGGGCAGUAAACUGCAGUUCUUGGAACGCUCUUAGUAAAUUUACCGAGCUGGGUGUUUUCCUGGACAACUUUCCAGAUCACGCACGAGGUGCAUGGGCAAUCGAUGCCUGCGACGAAAAUUCUCAACCCUUGCUCCUUGGGAUCUCCCAAGCCAGACAAGCACAAAAAUUUGUCACUUCAAAUCUUUGUUCUUUUGACCCAGCCGAAGGUAUCGUUGGUGCCGGAAUCCGGACGCGAAGUCAAAUGCGUGGGCGAGGGAGCUCACAGGAUAAAAAGCCCAAUGAUAACCUCGUUCACCAGCCAAAACCUGAAGGAAUCGAAAGUUCGCCGUCGAAGAAAUCAUACUCUCUCGGGCGCUUCAGGACCCUUCCAUCUGAAUCAUCUUUAAAUCAAACUAAGCUUGUUGCCACUGCUUCAGCAAAACUCACAUAUUUACUAGAUAAGGUGAUUGAAUUUCAGGAGAAAGAGAAAAUCAUUAUUUUCUACGAGGGAAAUAACACGGGCUUCUACAUUGCAGAAGGGCUUGAGCUUCUUGGUGUUGAAUUCCGAAUUUAUGCAAAUACUUUGAAAACGAAGACUCGGUCGGAAUAUCUCUCGCUGUUUAACGAAACGGAAACUGUUCGGGUCUUACUUAUGGACCUUCGUCAAGCCGCUCAUGGUCUUCAUAUCGCGUGUGCCUCGCGAGUUUUUAUCGUGAAUCCGAUUUGGGAUCCCAACUUUGAAAGCCAAGCAAUCAAACGAGCUCACCGUAUCUCGCAGAACAAACCUGUUUACGUAGAAACCCUUGUUCUUAAAGAUACACUGGAAGACAGGAUGCUGAGGCGAAGGAAACAAAUGUCGAAUGCAGAAUUGCGACACGCGGAGAAGGAUCCGUUAGACGACCGCACGAUGAGCGACAUCAUCCAGACCGAAGAGGUAAUCCCUAUCCCCGAAAGCGAUGCCUCUGAGAGACCAGCAUACUUAAAAAUGCCUGUCGGCUUUUUCGAUCGCCACAGAUUACCAAUUCCUGACAAUCACCUGGAUGAAGAUGUCCGUUCUGUGCCGCCGCUAUCUCUGCCAUCAGCACCACCAGUGUCUCUUGACCUAGUGGCGACCCCUAAUAAGAAACGAAAACUCCUCGGAGAGUUCCCUUGGAUAGAAUCAGAUAUCGAAACAUCAUCGGAGUCUAGUCCAAACAGACGGAAACGUAAACCGAGACAAUCGAACGGAAAUUUGGAGACUAUCAAUGGCAUCGUGAUGGAAGCUCGCCGAACGAGAACACCACCCUCUCGGCGUGUUGCGGCCUCCCAAGCUGGAUUUUAG